Molecule: messenger RNA, 691 nt
Organism: Cryphonectria parasitica EP155
Lineage: Eukaryota; Fungi; Ascomycota; Sordariomycetes; Diaporthales; Cryphonectriaceae
Exons: 3
Source: RefSeq, a predicted model, not a curated record
AGCAUUCAAGUUGGCUCUGGAAAACGAUGACCGACAAUAUCGUGUAUGCGAUGGCACCGCCACCCGGGGUCUCGCGUGAUCCUGAGGCCCCGGGUCAUUCAACGAGCCUGAUUGCUAUUGUCUGUACUUUUCUGCCCCUCGCUGGCGUGGCCAUGGUGAUUCGACUGUAUACACGAGCCAGGAUCACUAGACGGGUUGCCAUCGACGACUAUGUGAUGUUGGUGGCCUUCUGCUUUGGGACUUUCCUAAACAUAGAAGCUUUGCUCAUGCUCAAUUAUGGCCUAGGAAAACAUCUCUGGAACGUUCCGCUGGAGCCGGAUCUCAAUCCAGACUUGGUAAUAAGGGACAUCCUAGUGUCUGUGGCCUAUUUCGUCGCUAUGGGCUGUGCAAAGUGUUCCAUCUUGUUACUCUACCUGCGCAUCUUCACCACGACUGGCAUCCAGAGAAUCAUCUGGGCCGUCCUCGUCUACACGGCCGGCUUCAGCUUUGCCGCCGCGGCCACCACGCUCUUCUCGUGCAACCCCGUGACUGGAGCGUGGAUCAUGAAGGCCACCGACCAUGUCCGCUGCAUCAACUCUCCGGCCUUUUAUUUCGCCAACGCGGGCCUCAACAUCACGUCUGACCUGAUGACCGUGGCCAUACCAAUCCCCAAACUCUUCACGCUCCGGAUGCCCUGGAGACGGAAGGUCGC